Aspergillus tanneri is the source of this 1638-nucleotide messenger RNA. RefSeq names its product phosphatidylserine decarboxylase 1 (gene PSD1). Bases 1 to 1638 code for a protein of 545 amino acids. Gene Ontology annotation, cellular component: mitochondrion. Gene Ontology annotation, biological process: phosphatidylethanolamine biosynthetic process. The record is from RefSeq and is a predicted model, not a curated record. Gene Ontology annotation, molecular function: phosphatidylserine decarboxylase activity. NCBI's taxonomy places the organism in Eukaryota, Fungi, Ascomycota, Eurotiomycetes, Eurotiales, Aspergillaceae. The transcript has a single exon.
AUGGCCCUGUGCCUCCCCACUCGUUCUGCGUCUUUUCGCCGGAACUUGGCUGCCUCCCACGCUUGGAUAGAAAUGGUGGCCUUCAGGACGACCGGUCAGCGUAAGACCGGUGCCAGAUAUUUCUCCAAGUCAUGGAAAAAUGCUCAUGACCAACAGCAACAGCAAUAUCAGGAGAACUCCGCCCCGAAGGGUUUCUUUGGUUCCCGUCUCCGCUUUGCUCUGCGAAACACCAAGGUCGAAUGGUAUCCGAUCCCCGUAGCUCUAGGGAUCGGUCUUCUCGGUCUCCUGCAAUUCUACAAAUACCAGCGGGCGGAACGGGAGCGCCUCGAGAGAGAAGCCGAAGAAGAGUCGUUUGAGUUCAGUAAACCACCUCCCCGUCACCGGAUUCGACCCAGUGGACCAUGGCAGGUUCAAAUCAUGUCCACCUUGCCGCUCAAGGCAAUUUCCCGCUUAUGGGGUCGCUUCAAUGAGCUGGAGCUCCCUUAUUAUCUUCGUGUUCCCGGGUUUAAACUUUACUCGUGGGUGUUCGGCGUCAACCUGGACGAGGUUGCCGAACCUGAUCUGCACAUAUACCCGAACUUGGCCGCCUUCUUCUAUCGCAAGCUGAAGCCCGGCGUACGUCCUCUGGACCCCGAUCCUCAUGCCGUUCUCUCCCCGUCGGAUGGCCAGAUCCUCCAGUUUGGCCUCAUCGAUCGGGGUGAGGUCGAACAGGUGAAAGGUGUCACUUAUAGUUUGGACGCCCUCCUGGGAGCCGCUACUCCGUCCCACGCCGACCACGCCAAGAAGUUUAUGGAUCAUCAGAAAGAGCCGUCUCCACGGGACGCAGCGAACAUGCUGGCAGACGAGGAGUUUGCCCGCAUGAAUGGCAUCUCCUAUACACUACCGACCCUCUUCGCCGGUGACCAAGGCGGUCCACGGAAACGGUCGGCCUCCUUGGAUGCGUCGACUACGUCCCAGGCGCUUUCGGAAGCCCAAGUGAAGGCGGACCUUGCCCGCGGCGACGGUACCCCUUGGUAUACGCCCAAGCCGACGUCGAACAAUGCGCUGUACUACGUGGUCAUCUACCUUGCGCCCGGCGAUUAUCAUCGGUUCCACUCCCCCGUGCCGUGGGUGGUGGAGAGCCGUCGGCACUUUGCGGGCGAGCUUUACUCAGUCUCCCCUUAUUUACAGCGACACCUUCCAGGCCUCUUCACCCUCAAUGAACGAGUGGUGCUGCUGGGACGCUGGCGCUGGGGAUUCUUCAGCUACACGCCGGUCGGAGCUACCAACGUGGGCUCGAUCAAGGUGAAUUUCGACUCCGAGCUGCGCACCAACAGUCUCACCACCGAUACCGCCGCCGAUAUGGCUGCUGCCCUUGCCGCCAAGCGAGGCGAGCAGUACCCGGGCUUUGUCGAGGCCACCUAUCUUCAUGCUAGCCGGACCCUCAGAGGGCACCCGCUGCAGCGGGGCGAGGAGAUGGGCGGGUUUCAGCUAGGCAGCUCCAUCGUGCUGGUGUUCGAGGCGCCGAUGGGCACGCGAAAGUCCUUUGAUGUGGGAUGGGACGAAGGAAAGAGAGAAAAGGGAUGGAACUGGAGCAUCGAAAAGGGUCAACGUAUCAAGGUUGGCGAGAAGCUAGGAUACGUGGACGUAGAAAAUUAG